AUGGACCGCAAUCUAUAAUCCUGCUUCUAAGAAUUUCAAGUGAAAAGAAACUAAAAUUUUUUAUAUAAAAAAUAUGUCAAUAAGGUAAUGAUGUAAUAAAAAAAUAGACUAACAAAGAGAAAUUGGCAGAUGAGGAAUUAAGAUAGAAAUUUAUAGCUUAAGCCUAUAAAUAUGUUGGAGUUCCUUAUCAUAGCAGAUAUCAUGAUGAAACCUCUCCUCACUUUAAUGCUCCUUUAUAUUUAGAUUGUUCUGGAUUAAUAAGGUAGGUAAUUUAUGAUCUAAGAGAAUAUUUUGGAUUUACUUUAGGAAAAUGGAAUUAAGCUUAUUAAUAUGAUUUACUUGAUAAGGAGAUUGAAUUUUAAGACUUAAAACCAGGGGAUUUAAUCUUUCUUUCUGGAACUUACUUUGAUAAAUCUUGUAGGGCUUUCCAACAUAAUAUAGUUCAUGUUGAAAUAUAUCUUGGGGAAGAAAAAACUAUAGCUGCAAGAUGGUAAAAAGGUAUAAUUCAAGAAUUUGAAACUUACAAGUUUGAAUCACAAAAUUAUUAUGACGUUAAAUAUCAUUUUAAAUCUAUACAACCAUGGUUAGAAGGUAAAUGUGAAAGCUUUUGUGCUGAACAUCCUUGGAGAGAUGAUAGAAAUAUAUGGGUUAGUGAUAAAUAUUCAGUUUUUGCGAAAAAUUUACAAUAAGUUUUACCUGCUGAUUUUGUUCAAAAACAAAGAGUUUAUGUUGGACAAGGCAACAAUGCAGAAUUAAUUAAAUCUUAUUUCAGAAAUAAGAAUUACGAAUUAAUGGAUACAGUUUAAGAUGCUUUUAAAAAUGAUUAUUUUUUCAAAUGGGUUUAAUGUCCAUAAAGCAUUAAUUAUUAUGAAUUUAAACCAAGCUAAUAAAUUGUAUUUUUAUUUAGAUAUCAUAGAUCAAUCAUAUUCCUAAAGCAUCUCAUAAUUUAGGACUCAAAAUAUCAAUGUUAGAGUUAUUGAGAGAAAAUUAAUGUGAAGAUGUUUUACCAAAGACUUUUAGAUUAAAUUAAAUUACAGAAGUUAUUGAAUUCUUGAAAGAUAAUGAAGCUGGUAUUUGGAUAUUGAAACCUUAUAAUUUGAAUUGCGGUAGAGGCAUUAAAUUCAUUAGUGACAUUUCCAGAUUUAAACAAGAUCUUCACCAAAAAAGAUAAUAUUAAAUUGGCGACUAUUACAAAGUAUAUGUAGAAAACGAAAGGAAUAAACUUAAGCAAGAAAUUCAAGAUCAUUUGGGAAUCCAAGAAAACCUUGAUAAUGAAAAAUAAUUAAAAUAUGAUGACAUCAAUCCUAUGUCUAUUAUAUAAAAAUAUAUUGAAAAACCACUUUUACUUGAUUGCAGAAAGUUUGAUAUAAGAUGCUAUGCUUUAAUUGCUUAAGUUAAACCGUACACUGUACUCUUUCAUCAUGGUUAUGCUAGAUUAAGCAUUUUUGAGUAUACUUUAGAUGAUAUUGAAAAUGAAUAGAAUAAAAUUAUACAUCUUACUAAUAAUGCAAUUUAAAAAACUCAUCCAAAAUAUAAAGAAAAAAAAGAAAGUUCCAUAUGGACUAUGAAUCAUUUAGAAUAAUAUUUACAAGAAUUUUAUCAUUAUUAACCAGAUUAAAUUAAAACAAUUAGAGAAUAAAUUAAGUAAAUUUCUCAUAGAAUCUUCAAGGCUGGAUAAAAAAAAAUUCAAGCUGGAGGACAAAAAGGAGAAUUUGAACUAUUUGGACUUGAUUUUAUAAUAGACUCAAAUCUGAAAGUUUACUUUUUGGAAGCUAAUAUAAAUCCUGCUUUAUUUACCGAGAAUCCUAAUUUAAAAUAAAUUAUUCCCUCUGUUGUUGAAUAAACUUUAGAUAUUAUCUUAGCAAUUAAUAAUAAUCAAGAUUAUUAGUUGGGAACAUUUGAAUAAUUAAUUAUUGAAUAAUAAUGA
Molecule: messenger RNA, 1927 nt
Organism: Paramecium sonneborni
Lineage: Eukaryota; Ciliophora; Oligohymenophorea; Peniculida; Parameciidae
Source: the annotation of a GenBank genome assembly